CCAAAUUCAACAGUGUGUUCAUAGGUGCUUAACACUAUAAAUACCCAUGUACCCACCCUCACAUGCACUAGUUGGCAUCUCUAACAACUCCUUAAUUAUUAGGUUGGUUUCAGAUAAAAAAAACUAGUUUUUAUAUUCAUACAUACAGGAGCUCCAAAUCACAAGCUGAAAGAGUGGUUUUUUGUCUUAGAAAAGGCGGUUUUCCGGCAUCCAAGCAUCAUGGGAAAUUGCAUAGAGACCUCCACAAACAGCCAUGAAGUGGAAAGAAAGCAAGAAAAUCAAGAAAAGGGAGGUUGUUUUGAGGAAAGUGGUUUUCAGGCAGGUGGUGGUGGUGUGAGGGUUAAGUUGGUGUUGACAAAGGAGGAGUUGGAGUGGCUGAUGUUGCAGCUGAAGGGUAAAAGUGGAAAAAGACUUGAAGAUGUGUUGGGAGAGAUAGAGAGAGUAAGAGGGAAAGUUGUAGGUUGGAAGCCCAACCUAGAGAGCAUCAUGGAGAGCCCUGAAGUUCUUGAGAUGGACAGAUCAUCAUCAGCAUAAGAUUUUCAAUUGCAUAUGCCGAUAUGUAUCGGGAUUCUGGAGUCUCAAAAUCGAUGCAGACCGAUUAAUAUAUGACUGUAUUGUCGAUACUGAUACUGAUGCAUAUUGUCCAUCCUCUUCUUCUAUUGUGGUGGAUUUAUGAUAUGGGUGAUGAUCCAAAUUUGUAAUUAUGUUUUGCCUCAAGGGGAGCCCUGUUCUUCAACUGCAAUCUUCUCUCUCCUUUAUUUUAUUUAUUUUUAUUUUUUUUUAGAGGUUUUUGAUGUAGUUGAUGACUUAAAGUUUGUAAUAAAGUUUUUCCUACCUGUUUAAACUAUAAGUAUUGAUAUUGAUCCUGAA
Molecule: messenger RNA, 870 nt
Organism: Camellia sinensis
Lineage: Eukaryota; Viridiplantae; Streptophyta; Magnoliopsida; Ericales; Theaceae
Source: RefSeq, a predicted model, not a curated record